CUCACACUACUGUGCCACAGGGUAUCAAGCUCCACUAUGGCACGUAGUGUGCCUGUGACAGCAAUGGCUACUGAGAGUGGUGAGAAUGAAAGACUUUCUUAUGCAGUGUCAGCUAUGCAAGGAUACCGUGAAACUAUGGAAGAUGCUCACAAAGCUGUUUUAAAUCUUCAUGCUGCAACUGCCACAUCAUUCUUUGGUGUUUAUGAUGGCCAUGGAGGACCUGCUGUUUCAAAGUACUGCGCAAAACACUUACACAAAGAGCUUCGCAAACAUGCAGACUUUGGUCAUGAUCCCACUACUGCACUUGAGAGAACGUUCUUAAGGAUGGAUGAGAAGAUGAAAACCAGGAAGGCAGCAAAGGAAUUAUGUGAAUAUGGUGGUAAUGAAUAUUGGGAAGACUAUAAAAAGGCUAUUCACAGCACUCGUUUUCUACCUUUCUGUCGGCAGAAGCCUCCCUAUGAUGGGCCAACUUCAGAUGGAUGUACCGCAUGUGUGGUUCUCAUUAGAGGCAACCAAAUCAUUGUAGGGAAUGCUGGUGAUUCUCGUUGUGUACUCUCAAGGAAUGAUCAUGCAUUUGCGUUAUCUACCGAUUUCAAACCAAAUGUCGCAAGCGAAAGAGCAAGAAUAGAAGCUGCAGGACGUUCUGUAACUGUAAAUGCAGAGAGAGGAAAUAUCCCUCGUAUUGAUAAUGGAAUUGCGAUCUCAAGAUCGCUUGGUGACAUGGCAUACAAGAAUAUCCAAGGUUUAUCUCCCCUACAACAACCAAUUACUGCCUUUCCUGAAGUUCUCACUGGAAAUAUAACUCAUGAUGCACAGUUUCUUAUUUUAGCAUGUGAUGGAAUCUGGGAUUGCAUGACAAACCAGCAAGCAGUUGAUUUUGUAAGCAUAUACUUAGCUUCUAACGUAAGCCUGGCGUACAUCUGUGAGGCCAUUCUUACACACUGCGUAGCAACCCCUAGAGGGAGGGACAACAUGACUGUCAUGCUGAUUCGGUUCAAGAUCACCCCAGCUCCGCCACCGCCACCCCCAAACAUCCCACCUGCCGGUGGCCAUCAUGAUGAUGAGGCGCCGCCAGCUGCUACCACAGCCAAAGUUGGUUCGUGCUCGCACUCCAAGAGCUCAGAGCUUUGAGUUCGUUUUGUCUGGAAAAGAUGAGCUUGCUUACCAUGGUUCGUUCAUGUGGUGCAUCUUAUCCCCGACAGAGUUUUGGAGUCGUUUUAUCAGGACAAGAUGAACUUGAAUUUUGUCUGCUAUAGAAUGAUUUCCUAUGAGAGUAGCUUGUCGUACUAGGUACUGACGACGGAGGUUUUGGCCUGCGAGCUGAGCCAUAUGUUUGGGUUAACACACCAAUAUUCUUGUUUUGUACGGUCUGGAGGAUGCUUAUUGCCUAGUACUUUUUCUAAUGGCUAUUAC
This is a messenger RNA of Panicum virgatum (switchgrass), 1413 nucleotides long. RefSeq names its product probable protein phosphatase 2C 42. The transcript has 10 exons. Bases 37 to 1131 code for a protein of 364 amino acids. NCBI's taxonomy places the organism in Eukaryota, Viridiplantae, Streptophyta, Magnoliopsida, Poales, Poaceae. Gene Ontology annotation, biological process: protein dephosphorylation. The record is from RefSeq and is a predicted model, not a curated record. Gene Ontology annotation, molecular function: protein serine/threonine phosphatase activity; cation binding.